Molecule: messenger RNA, 2203 nt
Organism: Puntigrus tetrazona (Sumatra barb)
Lineage: Eukaryota; Metazoa; Chordata; Actinopteri; Cypriniformes; Cyprinidae
Product: PHD finger protein 21B-like
Source: RefSeq, a predicted model, not a curated record
CCAAAGCGCAACUUUUUCCUCAGGCAAAGUGAAAUCAAGCCGCGCGCUCGGACAAAAUAUAGUUCCACGUUUUCAACUCAAAGUCUUAAAAAUAAAGCCGUGCGUGUCGAAUAGGUCGGAUAGGCUCUCGCCGUGUGGAUAUCGGAGUGGAUAUAUGCGACCGCUGAAAUCUUUAGCUCGCCUUUUGAGCACUUUUGUUUAUACUGGCGUAAAGUGGGUGAUGAGUCUUACGGCCAGUAAAGAAGCGAGAACUUGCUGUGCAGCCCGAGUAGUUCUUGCGAUUGUUAUUGUUGCUUUAAAAAAUAUUUGUAUUACGCCACAAAUAACGCGGAUCGCGUCGAAAGUGGGGGAAAAGUGCUUCUGAAGUCGGAAUAUGGAGCUACAAGGCCUUCAAGAAGCAUUGAAAGUAGAAGUCCAAUGUCAUCAGAAGCUCGCUGUCAGAAGUUGUCCUGUGGGGACAGCCGCCAAACCCCUCGCCCUCAUCAAGCCGCCCAGUCAGAGCAUCGCCAUCUCUGUGGUGCCAGCAAAGACUCCCGUUUCCAUGGUGACGGCACACAUUAAUGGACAAAAGGCGUUGAGUUCUGAGACGCUCCAGACGUCCCCCAUCAACCUCCAAACACCCGCCGGACAGCACAUCAGCCGCUCACAGAUGUUGGGAGCCCUCUCCGCGAUCCCGAUAAAGGUGCCUCACAUCAGCUCUCUGCAGCGGCUGGCAGGACACUCACCCAGUGUGCUACCUCAGGUCAGGCCAAAGACUCUCAUUCCAGACAGCCUUCCCCACAGCCCAUGCCGAGAGCAGCAGUCCGGUCAAACGCUGGCUGUGCCGCAGAGCAUGGCUGUGGUCAGCCCAAAGAACCAAGGCGCAUCUUUGCCAACUGCCAACAGCACCUUCAGUCAUGAGAGACUGUCAAAUGGGCAGGAAGAGAGUUCCUCUUUGCCCUCGUCUGCGCCGAGCACGUCCACGGCCUCCACGAGUCCAGGGGUGGCUUACGCCAUCAUCUCAGCAGCCUCGCCAGCAGCUCAUGGGGUGUCAGGAGGAGUAACCGAGGCCAUUAAGGUGCAACCGCUGAUUUUCAGCCCUGACAGCAAGGUUAUAAUCAUUCAGCCCCAGAUUCCUAGUAACUCCACGAGUUCUACAGCCUCACAAACUAGCAGUCCUGUGAAGGAGCCAAGUCCCGACCCCUCAACCCCAGACAAAAAGGAGGAGGAUCCAGAGAAAGUUGCCUUCAUGGUCGCACUAGGCCUAGUCACUACAGAACACUUGGAAGAGAUCCAGAGUAAACGGCAGGAGAGAAAAAGGCGAAGCACGGCUAACCCUGCGUACAGCGGGCUGUUUGAACCAGAGCGCAAACGGCUUGCCUCCAAUUACCUGAACAGUGCGAUGUUUCUGUCGGCGAGAGACUCUGAGGAGCUCUGCUGGAAGGAGGAGAUGCAGCAUGAUGAGCACUGUGCAGUGUGUAAACAGGAAGGAGAUCUUCAGCCGUGCCACACUUGCACCCGCUCCUACCACCCUGACUGUCUGCAUCCACCUCUCAAAACUGCCACCAGGGGCAUAUGGAUGUGCCCCAAGUGCCAGAAGAAAGUUUUGAACAAAGAGAACUUGUCUUGGCCACAGAACUUCAUCCAGUCGUAUGUUACACAUAAAACAGUGAGAGAGGAGGAGCGCGGGAAGCUAAUGAGAAGAAACACCGAGCUGAAACUUGAGUGUGAACAUCUGAGUGAUGAGGACAAGAGACUCUGCGAUUCUCUUUCGAAAUGCAUUGAGCUGAAGGAGCGUCUUUUAGGUCAGCAGCGGGAGACUCAGACGUCCCUUGAGCGUCUCAAGACUCUGAUCCGGCUCAUCCAGCGUGACCAGAUGAUCCAAGUGACUAUGACCGCCACCACCACCACCGGAGCAUCGCUGCUCUCGCUGCCGUGGAUCAAAGCCGCGGGCAGCAGCACCAGCGCCACAGCGCCCACAGCUGGCUCCUCCGCAGUACUGCACAAAACCACGCUCCAGCCGCAAGGCAACAACUGACCCCGAACCCACACAGAGACGCGCAGAACAGCUCUCUUCGUGAAGACACACGGACGGUAACAUCCAACCAACGUGCAUUUUCUUCUGGUAACGUCUUACCAUAAAAUAUUGAAAAGUUCGAACGAAAUUACGAGCGUCACUCAAUUCAUAAGUAUUUUUUAAAGCCAACACACAGUGCUCACAAUU